GAAUUGUUCAUUUUUCUUCCUUUUGUUCCCAAAAAUUCAUAUCUGUGUCCACUUUUCUCAUUUCUAGCAUCACCAUCUUUGGCACUGGGGCUAAGUGGCUGUCGUUGGUGCAGGAGAAGAACCUCAAACCUUCGGAAUCACACGACCUCCAGUCUCUUCAUACCAUCCUGUCCACUGGAUCGCCACUCAAACCUCAGAGCUACGACUACGUCUAUCGCUGCAUCAAGCGCACCGUGCUGCUGGGCUCCAUCUCAGGUGGGACUGAUAUAGUUUCGUGUUUCAUGGGCCAAAACCCAACGGUUCCAGUGUACCGGGGCGAGAUCCAGUCACGAAACCUCGGCAUGGCUGUGGAAGCCUGGAGCACUGAGGGUAAGCCAGUUUGGGGCGAGAGCGGUGAACUGGUCUGCCUGAAGCCGAUCCCCUGCCAACCCACUCACUUCUGGAAUGAUGAGAAUGGCAGCAAAUACCACAAAGCUUACUUUUCCACGUUUCCUGGUGUGUGGGCCCAUGGAGAUUAUUGCAAAAUCAACCCAAAGACAGGAGGCAUCGUCAUGCUGGGGAGAAGCGACGGCACGCUGAAUCCCAACGGAGUUCGCUUUGGGAGCUCAGAGAUCUACAACAUCGUGGAGGCUUUCGAGGAAGUGUCAGACAGUCUUUGUGUGCCCCAGUACAAUGCAGAUGGAGAGGAAAGAGUUAUUUUGUUCUUAAAGAUGGCUCCUAGAAAGCCCUUCCAUCCGGAGCUGGUGACAAAGAUUAAAGGAGCCAUCAGAAAAGCUUUGUCUGCCCGACACAUCCCUGCCUUGCUCCUGGAGACAAAAGACAUUCCCUACACCAUCAGCGGGAAGAAGGUGGAGGUUGCUGUGAAGCAGAUCAUUGCUGGUCGGGAGGUUGCACAGAGAGGAGCGUUCUCCAACCCUGACUCACUGGACCUCUACAAGAACAUUCCUGAGCUGCAAAACUAUUAAGCAUACAUGACUGAGGAGGAGAGACUCUACAAACGUCAAUUUUAGUAAAACUGUCUUGGGUAGAGGGGAGGGACGGUGGAAAACGGAGGUACUCUCGGAUUUAUGGGUAGAAGAAAUGGGAACAAGUGUUUUUAAAAUAAUAGGGAAUUACAUCAAUGCAUAAUAAGCUGAUGGUACAAUGCAGGGAGACUUUGCACCAUGAGGUACCCUGGUUGAUAGGCAAGCUUUUAAUACUGUCUUUAUGCUGCUGCUCAUAGUGUGUCAAGCUGUUUAAAUAAAUGUUAACCGAAUUAAACUCUGGGCGUAAUGUGAUGUGCACAGCAGUGCUUGUGAGUCAGCUUAUCCCGUAAAGCUUGCUAUGAAAACUUUAAGCGCAGCAUUAAGUGUUUGCGUACACAGUUUGAUUUUCAUCAUCCUUUAAAGAAUCUCAUCUCUCUGCGGUUCUCAUCUCUACCCCUGAUGCUGCUUCAGAAAAGCUUUAGGAAUAAAACCUGGGAAGGUGUGCAGAAAAAUACUCAUAAAACUUCACUUCAUGCCAGCAGAUCAUUGUUGUAUGGUGUGCAUCGCUUUAUGUAUGUGUGUGUGUGUGUAUGUGUGCAUGUGUGUGUGUGUGUGUGUGUAUGCAUAUGCAUAUGCAUAUCAAUAAGACGACUAAUAUAUAUUUUUGGAAGAUGAACUUGUGUUUAUAAUUAUGCAUUCAAAUAUAACCGUCUAAACAUAACCAAAGGUUGGGAUUCUGUUUGGAUCUUGCAUGAAAUGUCAAAGUUUACU
Molecule: messenger RNA, 1736 nt
Organism: Poecilia latipinna (sailfin molly)
Lineage: Eukaryota; Metazoa; Chordata; Actinopteri; Cyprinodontiformes; Poeciliidae
Product: acetoacetyl-CoA synthetase-like
Exons: 8
Biological process (GO): positive regulation of insulin secretion
Molecular function (GO): acetoacetate-CoA ligase activity
Source: RefSeq, a predicted model, not a curated record